This is a messenger RNA of Drosophila obscura, 1667 nucleotides long. Its product is annotated as probable cytochrome P450 9f2. NCBI's taxonomy places the organism in Eukaryota, Metazoa, Arthropoda, Insecta, Diptera, Drosophilidae. The coding region runs from base 61 to 1614 and encodes 517 amino acids. The record is from RefSeq and is a predicted model, not a curated record. The transcript is spliced from 4 exons. Gene Ontology annotation, molecular function: iron ion binding; oxidoreductase activity, acting on paired donors, with incorporation or reduction of molecular oxygen; heme binding.
UGGCGUCGCAGUUAUCAUUUGAACGCUUGGAUCGCCGAACGUGUACUGAGAUCAUCAGAAAUGUUGUUAGAAUUUCUGGCACUGCUUGGCAUUGCCUUUGCAUUGUUCUAUCGCUGGGCAACGGCAAACAAUGACUUUUUCAAGGAGCGGGGUGUUGCUUUUGCUAAGCCUAUACCUUAUUUUGGAAACAUGGCCGACAUGUUCCUGCGACGAAAGGCCAUGUUCGAUGUCGUCUGUAAUUUGUACAACAAAGGUGGCAGCAACAAAGUUUUUGGUAUCUUCGAGCAGCGCAUGCCACUGCUGAUGAUCCGCGAUCCAGAACUUUUAAGGCAGAUAACUAUAAAGGACUUUGAUCACUUUAUCAAUCAUCGCGAUCUCUUCAGUACUGGCACUGACGAUGAUCCACACGAUAUGAGCAAUCUUUUCGGCAGCUCGCUCUUCUCGAUGCGCGACGCACGGUGGAAGGACAUGCGGAGCACACUCAGUCCCGCCUUCACGGGCAGUAAAAUGCGUCAAAUGUUUCAGCUUAUGAAUCAGGUGGCCAAGGAGGCCGUCGAUUGUCUGAAGCCCGAUCAGACGGGUUCGGUUCAGGAAGCGGAGAUGGACAUGAAGGAUUACUGCACACGCUUCACCAACGACGUGAUUGCCUCGACGGCCUUUGGCCUGCAGGUGAACUCGUUCAAGGAGCGAGAUAACACCUUCUAUUCGAUGGGCAAAAAGUUGACCACAUUCGGUUUUCUGCAGAACCUAAAGUUCAUGUUAUUCUUCACCCUUAAGUCGCUCAGUAAGCGUAUUAAGAUCCAGCUCUUUGACAAGAAGAGCACUGAGUACUUUGUGCGUUUGGUGCUUGAUGCCAUGAAAUAUCGACAGGAGCACAACAUUAUCCGUCCGGACAUGAUCAACAUGCUAAUGGAAGCCCGCGGCCUGUUCCAGUCGGAGAAGACCAAGACGACAGUGGUUCGUGAAUGGAGCGAUCGCGACAUUGUGGCCCAGUGCUUUGUGUUCUUCUUUGCGGGCUUUGAGACGUCCGCGGUGCUUAUGUGCUUCACAGCCCAAGAGCUGAUGGAGAACGAGGAUGUGCAGCAGAAGCUCUACGAGGAGGUGCAGCAGGUGGACAUCGAUUUGGAUGGCAAAGAAUUGACAUACGAAGCCAUCAUGGGCAUGAAGUAUUUGGAUCAGGUUGUCUCGGAGGUAUUACGCAAAUGGCCGGCAGCCAUAGCCAUCGAUCGAGAGUGCAACAAGGAUAUUACCUAUGACUUGGAUGGCCAGACUUUGGAAAUCAAAAAGGGCGACUACAUCUGGCUGCCCACAUGCGGCUUCCAUCGUGACCCCAAAUACUUUGAGAAUCCCAGCAAAUUUGAUCCAGAGCGUUUCAGCGAGGAGAACAAGUCCAACAUUCAACCCUUCACAUACUAUCCCUUUGGCCUUGGCCAACGCAACUGCAUUGGUUCCCGCUUUGCACUGCUCGAGGCCAAGGCUGUCAUCUACUACCUGUUGAAGGAAUAUCGCUUCGCUCCAGCCAAGAAAUCGUGCAUUCCCUUGGAGCUAGCCAGCAAUGGGUUCCAGCUGACGCCCAAAUCUGGAUUUUGGGUUAAGUUUAUUCCGCGCAAUUAAUUUCUCUGCUGUGCCAAUGCUUCCUAAACCUAUUAAACAUUUGUCUAAAAGUA